Molecule: messenger RNA, 1466 nt
Organism: Durotheca rogersii
Lineage: Eukaryota; Fungi; Ascomycota; Sordariomycetes; Xylariales; Xylariaceae
Product: A1 cistron-splicing factor
Exons: 1
Coding region: 135-1466 (443 amino acids)
Biological process (GO): spliceosomal tri-snRNP complex assembly
Source: RefSeq, a predicted model, not a curated record
GCGCCUCAUCAGACCCGCCAAGCUUAGCGAACCUUCGCGACCGCCUUCCUACCCGACGGCUCUCUUCGAGUUGGCAGCCGCGUGGACGCGAACCGGGCGCGGACACGCCGUAAGCUCCAUCCCACGGCGCCGCCAUGGCGCCGCCUUCAUUGCCGACGGGCGGCGAUGUUCUGAUCCUGAACGGCCUGCCCGCGAACUUCACGAUUGGCUGCGAUAGCGUGUCUUUCUCGGCCCAGAAGCCCUUCCCCGGCUUCCGGGAGAUCCCCCCGGGGGCGCAUCUCAUCUGGGUGUCUCCCUCGGAACUCACCUCUUCACGGAGCGGGUACUGGAUCUUUACCCCCGAGCGGAAGGACGGCGAGGAACUGCAGGUUUACGUCAAGCAGUGGGACAAGGCCAACGAGAUCCUGACCGUCCCCAGCGAGGCCGAGCAGCAGCUCCAGAAGCAGAGACUCGGGCAGAUCUACAACAGUCUCGUGCCUUACCGCUUCUUCAUCUCUUCGUCAGGGGCAUCCCCCAUCCCGUCAAAUCCCGCGCCGGCCGGCCGGCCCCCGCCACCGCUGGACAACGCAACCCUCUGGUCCCAGCUCACAUCGGCGAUCGACGCCGGCCUCCUCGCCCGGGUCGCGGGCGCGACGGCGGGCCGGGAUUUGCCGGUCAGCACGAUGGACCGGGUCGAGGGGCGCGCGGCGUCGGCCGAGGAGGCGGCGCUGUACGCCGGCAGCGGGGCGUCGGAGCUGCGCUUCAGCUUCCCCUCGGGGUCGCCCCUCGUCAGCGCGGCCGCGACCGGCGAGGCGCGCACGCGGCAAGCGCUCGACGCGACGGGCUUCGUGCUCGAGACUCUGGCGCGGCGCGACGACGACGACGACGACGACGGCGCAGGCCUCGAAGGCGAGCUGGCCCUCGCCUUCCUGACCGGCGCGCACCUCGGCAACCACGCGUGCCUCGACCAGUGGUGGUUCGCGGCGACGCGCGUCGCGCUGCGCAGCUACGGCCUGGCCGCGGCGCGCCCGGCGCUCGCCGCGCGCCUCCUCCGCGCCCUCCGCGCCCAGCUCGCGUACUGCGAGCGCCGGCUCGCGGGCGGCCUCGACGCGCUCCUCGACGCGAUGCCGGCCGGCGCGCCGACGGCCCUGCGCCGCGCGCUCGCCGCGUACGGCGCGCGCCUCGCCGAAGAAGAGGGCGCGGCGGCCGAGCCCCGCGCCGCCUUCGCCGAGCUCGCCGCCUGGGCCCGCGGCGCCCGCGGCUGGGACCUGCGCGACGGCGGCGCCGGCGCCCGCCGCGCGCUGCGCUUCGGGGGCGCGACGCUCGACGACGGCGAGGUCCUGCAAGGCGCCGACCCCCGCGACGUCGACGACGGCGAGGACGACCGCGGCGAGUUCGCGCCCGCGGUCGUCGAGCUCGACGAGCGCGGCCGCGAGGUCGGCCUCGUGUCUUGGGCGGAUGACGGCUCGGAUGGGGGGAGGCAAUAA